ACUGGAGCUGCUGCCACUGAAACUCUGACUGGAUAUAAAAUCUGUUGAGUUCCCUUUGGAGACUAUGCAACUGAAGAGCAGCUGUUUGACAUCAGAAUCAUAAAAAGCUGAUCUUUGAACUGUGCAGGUUCACACUGGUUUGUAGUCUGAGGUGUUUCAGUGCCUGAAGAGCUGAAGGAGGACGAUCAUGGAGCUCGUGAAAGCAGCAGAAAGCUGUUUCUGAACAAUAACUUUCACUGGAAGAAGUUCAAAAGUGAAGACUGAGGCUUGAACUUUGCCUGUCCUCAGGAGGCUGCAGGUUUUCACCAGCUUAGAAAGGUGAAGGUAGAAAGUGUGUGAGCUGGUGUGAGUUCAGCAGCAUGGAUCAGUGUGAGGAUCCUCACAGCUCUCUGUGGGGGGAACAGAAGAACCAGAACAAAGCUCAGAGGAACGAAGCUGGACCUGGACCUGGACCUGGACCUGGACCUGGACCUGGACCUGGACCUGGACCUGGACCUGGACCUGGACCUGGAGCCGGAGCCGGAGCCGGAGCCGGAGCCAGAGCCGGACCUGGAACUGGACCUGGAGCCGGAGCCGGACCAGGACCUGGACCUGGACCUGGACCUGGACCUGGACCUGGACCUGGACCUGGACCUGGAGCCAGAGCCGGACCUGGACCUGGACCUGGACCUGGACCUGGACCUGGACCUGGACCUGGACCUGGACCUGGAGCCGGAGCCGGAGCCGGAGCCGGACCUGGAACUGGACCUGGAGCCGGAGCCGGACCUGGACCUGGACCUGGACCUGGACCUGGACCUGGACCUGGACCUGGACCUGGACCUGGAGCCGGAGCCGGAGCCGGACCUGGACCUGGACCUGGACCUGGACCUGGACCUGGAGCCGGAGCCGGACCUGGACCCGGACCCGGAGCCGGAGCCGGAGCCGGACUCGGACCCGGACCCGGACCCGGACCCGGACCUGGACCUGAACCCAGCACUGUGUCCUUAAAUAGCGACAGGUCAUUCGAAUUUGGUAUUGACUUUAAAGGAGAACCUCCUGCUGCACAGAGAUGGAAGUGAUGCUGAUCAGGACGGUGUUUGUGCUGAGAGGAUGAAGUGUGUCCUGAUGAUCCAGAGGUUGAAGCAGCAGCAGCAGCAGCAGCAGCAGCAGCAGCAGCAGCAGCAGCAGCAGCAGCAGCAGCAGCAGCAGCAGCAGCAGCAGCAGCAGCAGCAGCAGCAGCAGCAGCAGCAGCAGCAGCAGCUGGUGUGUGGAGACUCUGACUGGACCAUGUUACUGGGAGGUGCACUGGGAACCAGUAUGAAGUGUGUUGUUAUCACUGUGUAGUUUAGUGUUGCAGCUCCACACUGUGAAUGAUGGAGAACUGCAGUUAAUGUUGACUUGAUCCGUUGAGGUUGAUGUCAGGUUGCAGAGUGUGCAGGAAGUUUCAGGAUGUUUGUAUCAGUGCAGGAUUAUAUUUCAGUUUCUAUUUCCAGCUGCAGUCAAAGCUGUUGAGCUUCUCUACCUGCAACACAUUGAGCUGAUGAGAACAAAGUGUCCUGGAAACAUGUCAGCUGAAGCCUUGGAGCCCAGAGAGAGUUUCAUGAAGCACAUUGGAGUCAUUUUGAUCACAUCAUGUUGAAGUUACAAACUGAAGAUGAAUCCAGUUUAGUCCUCAAAGGUCCAGAAACAGCUUGUUGAGCUCAGAGUUCAUGUUUAAUCUGAACAUCCUUUGACCUUUCUGAGCUCCACUAAAUGUUUGUGCUAGUUUCUCUCUUCUUCACCUUCAGCCCGUUCCUUGUGUGCAGAACCUUCCGGAUCAUUAAUUUUCUUUGUUUUCUGAGCUGCUGCUUUCUUUAAAUCCCACCUAAGAUUUUCACCUGGAUUUAAUCCGGGCCUGAGAUGCCCCUCCAGGACUUUCCAGGAAGGAUUCCUGAAGCAGGCUUUGGUGGACGUUUACUGGGAUGCUGGUCCUGCUGAAGGUCCAGUGAGCUUCAGUUUCCUCACAUUGUUCUUGUAAAUGUCCUGGUGUUGGAGAGAAUCCAUGCUGCUGCUCACUCGGUCCAGUUUGAGGAGGCUGUCCUUCUUAGAGGCCUGGUGUUUGUUCACCUGCUGAGUUGGUGCCAAAGGAAGGAGCAGCUUUUCUCUCCAUGAUGGCUGACAGUCCAGUGUGAGAACUGACUGAACUGUUUUAUUGUUUACCACUAUAAACAUUUCUCUGAACUCGUCAUUAACCCUGCAAACUGUCACGUUUUGUCUGAUGAAAGCUGCUGUAAAACCAACUCUGAGCUGUUUGCUUGCUGUAUUGAGUCACUGAUAUUUGAUGAUGAUAAUUAACUCCAGCCAGCAUAUUAAUGAAUACUUAAUCAGAUGGUAGAAGCAUGAAAUGAUCUCCGUCUGUCACUACGUUAAGCAGCAACAAGCUUCAGUGUGAAUGUUUAACUCUAAUAGUUUUACUGUUUUAAUUAUGUUUAUUUUGACGUUCUUCACUGCAGGUAUUUGAACUGAUCUCAGUUUAAAGUUUAUGUAUAUAUAAGUUUAUGUAUAUAUAAGUUUAUGUAUAUAUAUAUACACACACACACACACACACACACACACACACACACACACACACAUAUAUGUAUAUAUGUAUGUGUGUGUGUGAGUAUAUAUACGUGUGUAUGUGUAUAUAUGUAUACUCUGUAUGUUAAACAAAAAAGUGAAAAUUUGAUGCAUUUGCUGCAAAAAAGUUCAAUAUAAUAAUAAAAGAAAUCUGUCUUUAAAAA
Messenger RNA from Amphiprion ocellaris (clown anemonefish), 2741 nucleotides. RefSeq names its product skin secretory protein xP2-like. The transcript has 5 exons. Bases 360 to 1058 code for a protein of 232 amino acids. Lineage: Eukaryota; Metazoa; Chordata; Actinopteri; Pomacentridae. The record is from RefSeq and is a predicted model, not a curated record.